AUGGACUCCCAUUCAGACGACAACCCAGAGCCCCCGCCGUCGUCAACAACGCCUUCGCGCUCCCGACCACCGCGCUCGUCCCCGACAGCGGGCCCCUGGCCGCCUCGCGCACCCUCGUCCGAGUCGCUGCACUUCACCGCACUGCACUCACACGCUCCUAACCAUUCCAGUGUCCUCAAGAAGCGCCACUCCGCAUAUACCCUCUCCAGCACUCACCCGCACGGAACAUCGUCCGUGCCGCCCCCUGUGCCUGAUCUCCCGCCGCUGCGACCCCCGCGCAAUCCUGCGAGGAGCAGCACCAACAUCAGCGUCGCCGGCCAGGACAUCGCCGUACCGCACCCGCCCUCGUCGUCGUCAGCAUUCUCGAUGAACCCACAGCCGAAAGGAAGACCACGGAGUAGACCGUCGACAGCGACGGGGUCGACAAGGGAGGAGAUCACGCCAUGGGAGUUCCAGGCCUCAUCGUCGGCGUCGUUGUUGGAGGAGCACAUGGGCUGGGCCGCACCGGAGAAGGAGAAGGAGCGGGAGCGGGAGAAGGAGAGGGAGAGGGAGAGGGAACGGAUCCUGGAGAGCCCCCGCGUCAAGCCUCUGGCGCCUUCCGUCAAAUCGCGCGCUUCAUCGGCCGGCCUUGGGCUAUCAACAUCGACGGGGCCCGUAUCAGAGGUCACCCCAUGGGAGCUCUACCCCGCCCCGCUCACCCCGGGGGGAAAUGGCACAACCCACACGAUUGCGAGCGCGUCGGCGAAGGAUGUCUCGCUCUCAGCACCUUCCUAUACCGACUCCGCGGGGCACACGCCCCUCCCACUGACACCCCGCAAGCACACGCUUCCGACGGGCCCUAUUGAGGAUGUGACACCUUGGGAGCUGGAGCCCGCGCCUAUACCGGAGCCUGUGGUACGUCGAGUUGAGAGCGGAGGUGUCACCCCGGGCAAACACAAGGAGAAGGAGAAGACGAAGAAGGCGUCCAAGACAAACUCGUCUCGGCCAGAAUCGCUCUCUCCACCUACCGCUCAUGCCUCUAUCCCCGCCCCUCCCCUCUCGCCCUCCCGUCGAUCCCUUCCCUACUCUGAUAACUCGCACUCGCACCAUUCAGGGCUCCAAAGCGCUGGGCAAGGAACGUACAGCUCUUAUGCACGCAGCGGUGUCAGUGGACAAGGGUCGUUGGCGCAACGACCCCUGCCGACAGGGCCGAUGGAGGAGGUGACGCCUUGGGAGAUGCACCCCGCUCCCGACGCGCAAGAUAAGGAGAAACUCGCGAGCCUACGCUCCCGCUCCCAUUCCUCGUUGCCGCCUUCAUCACCCCCUCCAUCCUCUCCACUCCCCUCGCUACCUACACAUCGGAAGACGUCGAGCUAUGGGCAUUCACCCACGGAUGGCGAGCGGCCACUCAGUUCGAAAACGAUACCGGAAGACCGAUCGGAGGAGACGCACUCGGAGGAGCAGGAGCUGACGAUCCCGGAUUUGCACGAUUUCUCGGGGGUCGCGACGGCGAGAGGAAGAGCAUCGGUCUCCAGUUCGGCGGCGGGUUCUUUGGCUCCACCAGGUGCGAAUGCGGGAGGAAGUUCGGGAACUGGAGCAGGGGCGACGAGUGUCGCGUCGCACAUGAGCAUGGCGCAGAUGGAAGAGGUUCUUCCUUGGGAGCUGUAUCCCGUUCCUGCGCCGAAGUUGAGUGGGACAAGCUCGGGAAGUGCCAGCAAGGACGGGAGGGAGAAGAAAUCGUCGCGGCCCGGGUCGUCGUCGCACGGGAAAGGGCUCUCGGACUUUGGAUUGCGGAGGAGGAGGAGCACAGGGAGCAAGGCAGCCGCUGCAGCUGCAGUCGCGGUGUCAGCGUCGACGUCCUCGGGAGGGACCGCCUCUGGCUCCGGUGCGGGAACGGGUGGCGGGAAAGCACGCGACUCGGUGCACCUGCAGGCUGGGGUCUCGAACGCGGGGAUACCAAACCCACCUCCUUUACCAGAGAACGCACCCUCCUCGUCGACGCCAGGGUUCUCAGCUCCCGGGCCUAUCACACCCGUCGCCUCGACCUCGUCAAUUACCACUAUGUCGUCCACAUCCAAGGGCGAUCGGAAAUCACAGCUGAAGCCCCCGUCGAACGCCCAGGACCUCAAGUUCUCAACAGCCGAUCGAACAAUCCUAGAAGAGCUCAAGGCGAACAUCCAAGCCCGUGAGGCGCAAUUCAAGAUAAUGGGCGUUGGUCAUACCAUUGUGGGCGGUGGGAAGUGUGCAGGGAAGAAGUAUCAUCCGUUCUCACAGAACGAGGUGCCGUACCCUAGAAGCUACGAUCGUGAGGUUGUGGAUCUAGAUGUAUGGGAGACGAUGUUCUGCCUGAACAUCUGCGAGAGCCUGACAUGGCAUGUGUUCGAGAAACCCCCAACUAAAGUGCUUGACAUUGGAUGUGGAACCGGCACAUGGCUACUGCACUGCGCAAGGACUUGGAAGGAAUGCCACUUCGUUGGUCUCGACAUCGUACCUCUUCAUCCCAACCUCCAGAACGUCGGCUCACCUGAUCUCGCGUCGAGGAUCACAUGGGUGCAGCACAACUUUUUGGAGGUCCUUCCCUUCCAGAAUGAGGAGUUUGAUUUUGUUCAUAUCAAACGAAUAUCACUCGGAGUUCCGGAGGACAAGUGGGACAAGCUUUUCGAAGAGAUUCACAGGGUAAUGAAGCCAGGUGGCGCCUUUGAGAUGAUUGAAGAGGAUUUGUUCUUCCCUGGCCGAAGGGUCGUCGAGCAAGACGACCCUUCGAUGCGCGAUGACGCCUCAUCUGUGACGAGGCGGAACUCAACAUCUUCGGAUCGACAUCGAGCCAGCGUCAAUGGCCACGACGAGGUGGCGAGGCUGGAACAUGUUGCCGAGAACAGCGACCCUGCUGCACCCCAGACGCCGGCAACGAUCCAUGCAACUCUGCCUGCUGCCUCCAGACCGGGCUCUCCAACCACGAUCAAGAACGGAGAAUACCCUAACGGCCGUGCUGACCCACUCGCCGAACGCAAGCCACAGGCGCCUCAAACGAUGGUUAUAAUCCCGCCUCAUUCACGGUCUGCUGCCCGGCCAUUGCUUCAUGUUAAGACGCAACCUACAACAGGCCCGUAUGCGGAUUUUGUCGGGCUGGGAGGGCAAAUGCAUCCGGCAAUGUUCGGUUCAAGCGUCUCGCUACUCGGUACGAUGGGAUACCUUACUAUCCAGGACCCGUUGGUUGAAAUGAUUAAAGAGAGCAAACGGUCGCGCGUUUCGGCUGUGAUGGCCCCCGGACUCGGUCACGCCAAUUCGACGUCGUCGUAUCAGCAGUCCAACACUUCAUCCGACGGCCACCAUCCGAACACCCAGCCCACAGCAAAGAAGACGAAGCCCUCGCCUUUCUUGCUGAGAAGCCUAACCCAGACGAAGGCACCAACUAGUCCUCGUGAUCAUACAAUUUUGGCGGCUGUGUGGCAUGGGAUGCUAGGGUCGCGGUUCGUCAACCCGACCCCGCUCUCGUUGUUGACCACUUUCCUGGAAUAUCAUUUCAAAGACGUUCGCACACACCCACCUCUCUUGUACACUUUUCCCCCUGUCCCAGUCAAAGCCGAAGAGGAAAGCGGCGACGAGAGCCACGGCAUGCUGCUGUCAGAAUCAGAAUCUGACGUCGACGGUGCUCGAGACGUCAUUGUUCCUCGCCCAAAACGACCUCGGUCAACCAAGUCGAAGAAGUCUCUCAGCUCGAAUUCGACUUCCUCUCACGCCAACGAGAAUGGCGAAGUCUCUGAGGAAAAUCGAUGGCUCUCUAUGCAGGCUCUGCUCAAGCAUAAAUCGCCAUACAUCACUCUCGACGAAUCUCGGGCCUAUGCGUAUUCGCCAUCGAACAAAUCAGCUUUUCACCUCCAGAAGACAAACGAGGGCAAGAUGCUCUUAAGCAACCGGAUCUCGAGGCUCCCGAACACAACACUGCAUAUCGAUUUGCGGACACUGAACCUCCAUCUCGCGCUCCGCGCGAAGGAAGUCAUUGCCUGCUCUGAGCCUAUGUGGCAGUGGGUGGAGAAGACCCAAGCUGAUGCUAAGGCCGCCGCUGCGUCACCAUCGUCAUCGAGGGGAUCUCGCUUCCGUUCUGACUCCAUUGAGAGCACCCUUGUUGGCUCUGGGAGUGAUGUGGACAGCACCACGGAUGAGGACACGACCAGAAAUGCGAUUCUAGAUAUGACGAGAGAUGAUUUCGACCAGCUGUUGAACAACUUUGAGAUGGAUAUGCAAGAUAAGGCAUCUGUCGGUAAUGCUCUCCGAGAACGCUUCAAUUGGCAAACCUUCCCAUCGCCCGUUCUUCAAGACCGCAAGGCGUUCGAUCUCGCUUGCGAAAAGUAUGACAACUGGGUUGAGCAGAAUAAAAUUCGCCAGCCCAAUGUACAAGUGGCCCAUCGCUCGCGCAACUCGUUCUCGAACUCUGGCCUCGUUCCUCCAACCCCCGACUCCCCCGUAUCGCGCGACCAUAACGUCAUCAACCGGUCAGCGAGCAACCCACAACCAUCAACGGCCACGUCCGAUAAACUUUUGGAUGACACGACGCUGGCAGCAUCACAUCGCAACGAUGACGCUCUAUUCUCCGAGUCAUUACCCUUGCCGUCGACAGAGUCAAUGCCUCCCCCCACCCAGAUGUUCAGUCGGGCAAUGCGUGUGUUUGUCGCAUGGAAAGCCACAAGCUAG
Cyclocybe aegerita is the source of this 4671-nucleotide messenger RNA. Lineage: Eukaryota; Fungi; Basidiomycota; Agaricomycetes; Agaricales; Hemipholiotaceae. The record is from the annotation of a GenBank genome assembly.